Peronospora belbahrii is the source of this 1317-nucleotide messenger RNA. The record is from the annotation of a GenBank genome assembly. NCBI's taxonomy places the organism in Eukaryota, Oomycota, Peronosporomycetes, Peronosporales, Peronosporaceae.
AUGUCAACUCCUCCUAAUUCUGCUGAUGAUCAAGUGGAACUGUUUAAAGUAAAGAAAUUGAUUAAAUCUCUUCAAGCAGCACGAGGUAAUGGUACGAGUAUGAUUUCUCUUAUUAUUCCACCCAAGCAGCAAAUUCCAUUGGUUGCAAAAAUGUUGUCGGAUGAAAUGGGUACAGCUUCAAAUAUUAAGUCACGUGUGAAUCGUUUAUCCGUCUUGGGAGCGAUUACGUCAACACAACAACGUUUAAAAUUAUACAACAAGUGUCCACCGAAUGGAUUAAUUAUCUAUUGUGGUACGAUUAUUACGGAUGAAGGCAAAGAAAAGCGUGUGAAUAUUGAUUUUGAACCGUUUCGACCGAUUAAUACGUCACUCUAUAUGUGUGAUAAUAAAUUUCAUACGGAAGCAUUGGGUGAAUUAUUACAGGAUAAUGAUCGUUUUGGUUUUAUUGUCAUGGACGGAAAUGGAGCGCUCUAUGGUGCCGUAUCGGGCAGUAAUCGUGAAGUUUUACACAAGUUUUCGGUAGAUUUACCAAAGAAACAUGGUCGUGGUGGUCAGUCUGCAUUGCGUUUUGCACGACUGCGUUUGGAAAAGCGUCAUAAUUAUGUUCGCAAGGUGGCGGAAACUGCCACGCAAAUGUUUAUCACGAACGAUCAGCCCAAUGUUUCAAAUCUUGUGCUAGCAGGUUCGGCUGAUUUUAAGAAUGAACUGAACGGUAGUGACCUGUUUGAUAAGCGACUAGCAGCCAUUGUAGUCAAAGUUGUGGAUGUGUCGUAUGGUGGUGAGAAUGGAUUCAACCAGGCCAUUGAGCUAGCUGCUGAGACACUCACUAACGUCAAGUUUGUUCAGGAGAAGAAACUCAUUGUUAGCUACAUGGAGGAGAUUGCGCAGGAUUCGGGCAAAUACUGCUUUGGUGUGAGUGACACGAUGAAGGCGCUUGACCUGGGUGCCGUAGAGACGCUGAUCCUGUGGGAAGAUCUGCCGCACCACCGCUAUGUACUCCGUAACGAGGCCACUGGAACCGAGUCGGUGAAGAUUCUGUCGCCGUCCGAGGAGACGGUGGACUCGAACUUUUUAGACUCGGAAACAGGCGCGAAGCUAGAAACUGUGGAGCGUACGCCUUUGGUGGAAUGGUUUGCUAACAACUACAAGCAGUUUGGCACGACGUUGGAGUUUGUCACGGCUCGUUCGCAAGAAGGCUCACAGUUUUGUCAGGGUUUUGGUGGCAUUGGCGGUAUUCUCCGAUGGAAGGUGGACUUUAUGGAGAUGGACUACGAGUUUGACGACGAUGAUGAUUUUGACGAGGACGCGUUCAUGUAG